This is a messenger RNA of Numida meleagris (helmeted guineafowl), 12684 nucleotides long. Its product is annotated as ankyrin-1-like. The record is from RefSeq and is a predicted model, not a curated record. Bases 10406 to 12664 code for a protein of 752 amino acids. Gene Ontology annotation, biological process: regulation of apoptotic process. The transcript is spliced from 2 exons. NCBI's taxonomy places the organism in Eukaryota, Metazoa, Chordata, Aves, Galliformes, Numididae. Gene Ontology annotation, molecular function: protein binding.
UGACCAUAUGUAGGAAUAGACAGCAGAGGGAUAAUACACAGCACUGCUGGGUGUGGUUUUACAGGGAUUUAAGCAAGUGCCAACUAGCAAAAUAAGCAGGGCAAGGAGAUUAAUUACCUGCAAAGGUGCCUGUUUAACUCUCCAUAGUGCUGGGUUAUGGAAUAGAUGUUACUCGCAAGCAUUUUGCUUAAUCACCUAAUUACGCAAAAAAUAAAUACAUUAUAUAAAAUAUUAUGUUAAUUAAAUACAGCUGAGUGACAGUCCGCUCCACCCUAUCCUAAUGCGCGCACACAGACAUCGAGCACCGCAGUUAGAAGUUUUCUCUCUCCAGUUCCACGUACCGUAGCACUGGCAAAAAAGUUCCUGAGUAAUAGCACUGCUGGUUCAGCGGGCGCAGCCUGAGGGGGCGGUCUGGGACAGAGUUACCUGCCCAGGCCCAGCCCAGGACGUGGGGUGGCUUUCAGUGCCAGUCACGCAGGUUCCCAAGGAGACAAGAGGGCACGGAGCGUGAAUCCUUUCUUAUAUCCCACGUCUCAUUUGAGGAUCGAGCCUCACACGGGGCAAAGAGAUUUAACGACCAUUGUGGGAUGGCUUCUUGUAAAUAAAGGCAAAAAACUAUCACAUUUGGUUCACUCAGGUAACGUGAAAUUGAUCCCAUGCAACAUAGCCGCAUAUGUUAUUUCAUGCCUUGUCCAUGUUAUGGUUUAAUUUACAAAGUGAUGCUGCCUUUCUUAGCUUUCCAUCUUACUGAGCUAUACACUGUGCAUAUCAAUAUAUUUGUCCUUCCAGCAUCACGGUUUAAGCCCGUUCCUUAAUCUCUAACACAUGCUGGUACUGAAGUUCUGGUCCAAGGGCAGAGGGCUGGGCAAGGUAAUGUGUUAAGCAGCAGACUGCCCCAGCAGAGCCUGUUUCUCUUACUGGGCUUCGGUGAAAACAAGCUUUGGCAGCAAACAUUUUAAAAUACUUAGAGUGUAUACAAUAUUUUAGGUAAUAUAUUGGUAUGAUAAUGAACUAUAUCUGUGCAAUUAUAAAGAAAUUGUCCGCCCUGCUGUUAGAAGCAGGUUCCCUGAUAUCCAAAAGAAUAUUCUAAAGCAUGUUUUUCUUCAAAUGUAUUUCCUUCUGAAUACCAUGCACUGCGGAGUGCUUGGGGGUGGGAGAGGGCAGUGUAUAUAUACACAUCUAUCGAAGCCUACCGAUACAUUAUUAAAAUACAGAAAAAAAUAGCACUGAAAUAUAUAGAUUUCCAACACUAUUUUGAACACAAGAAAAUGGGCUUCAGAAAAAAAAAGUCUGCUCCACCAGAUGGCAUAUAAAGGGUUAAAACCAAUGGAGUAUUUAAAAGUAACAGAAUGUUUUCCUGUAAACUCCUUCUAUGGUGUGAUCUAGGGGAAGGUCCAGCUUAAGUGCUGGAUGUUCAUACAGGAUUUCCUAUGACUAAUGCUGUCAGCAUUCAAAACUUUUAAUUUAAAAUGUGGGCGUUGUACUCAGAUAGGAAAUUUACCAUUUAGAAUUUCUUAUUCGAAAAUGAAUGAAAAUUACUCUGAAUUUCAGAUUCAUUUGCUGUACGUGGUAUGGCAGCAGGAAAAAAAAAAGGAAGUCACUAAGUGGCAUAUGCUGGGACUGCCUGCCAAGCGUUUACACAAGUCCUUUAUAUCUGGAUGGGAUCCACAGGAAGCUUGUACAGGAAGGCCUUUUCCUUCCUUAUUUUUGAAAAGCUUUGUUGGAUGGAAAUUAUGCCAGUGAGUAAACGAGGGGAAGGGGGGAAGCAAACCACCAUUCUGGUGGGUUUGGUGCCAAUCCCUGCAAAACUGAAAGUCCUACUGAAGUAACAGUAAUGCAACCUGUUGUAAAAUUGUCCAACAAAAAAGCAAACCCCUGGGACACAAAAUACAUUGGAUGGUUUUAUUAAUUAUUAUUAUUUAAAAGACUAAAAAAAAAAAAAAGAACACAGGUACCAACUCAAAACAGCUAAAUUUGCCAGUAUUUCUAGCCAAGAGACUUUGUAUUGUCUGUAGUAAGUUUGCUCUGAAUUCUGUUGUAAGCUCUGACUGCUUCAGGUAAAUUUUAGAUAGUGGUAUUUUACUGAAUUAAACAUGAAGCUAACAUAGUUUGAGCUGUCACAACAAUAUCCUUUCAUUUCUUGAUGUCAUGUUGAUCUUAUUUUCACUGUACCAUAUUCACACUUUUGUUGAAACUAAGCUUUCCUUGCUCUUAUGAUGCAAGGGAACAAGAAGGUUGAUUGUCUGGCUCUUCUCUUACUGUAUCUACUUCACUGUGCAAGAACUUCCUAAAAAUCACUUUUUGUUCCUUAAUCUGAGUCUUUUACAGUCCCUAGAGGGAAUAUUACUAUUCUGUUUAUAUUAUAGUAUAUAGAAUCAUACAAUGGCCUGGGUUGAAAAGGACUGUAAUGAUCAUCCAGUUUCAACCCCCCUGCUAUGUGCUAUUGAGCCAAAGACUUGGCUUCCCUGGGAACCAUAACAGCAGAGAGCAGACCUACAGGUAGGCUACAAUGGCUCUAGAUCCCUCUUUAGCAACAGCCGUGUCAGCUGGCAGGAGUCCCAGAUCUAUCCCUGAGAGUCCUGUAAAGCCACAAUGGCUAUUUAGGCAAGGGGAUAAGAACUAACAAACAAACAAACAAACAAACAAGGAAACAAAAACCCUUUCUCAAAUAGGGAACCCUUCUACUGCACAGUAAAGGAGGCAGAAGUAAAUAGGUGGAUUUGAUGACAGAAGAAAAAUGGUGGAAGAGGAGUCUUUAAAGAGGUUUAAUAUAGUGUUCAAAGGAAUAAGAGGAAAGUAGCACAGGGGACAAUGGAAGACAGCAGAAGUAUUAGGAAGAACGAUUGAAGAGUAAGCAGCUCUGCAGUGGCUUUUGGUAGAGGUGUGCAAUUUUCUCCAGCUGGACAUUAGCACCAAUCAUUAAAAGCAUGAAAGCUAUUAUUAAAAAAACAAAAAAGAAUGCUGAUAUAAUGAGUCAAGCGUAUGCUUUGUGCACAGAGUAGCUCUGGCACAGGUAACAACCAUACAUAAUCAUCUGCUGCGAAAAAAGGCAUUCCUAGAGGAAAGAAAAUCCAUGCUGAUAUACUUCCAUUGCUCUCCUGACCAAAGCUGGCUUUAAGAAAGCCUAUCAGUACAGCAAACAUUUCUCUGCUUACAGUGGGCACUAAAGGAAUAAGGAAUAAGAAGUAGUUUAAGGAAUAAGAAGUCUGAGAUGAAAGCUCUGGUUCAGAUGAGACAGUGCAUGAUUUGCAAAAGGAUGGAAACUGAGGGGGCAGCUAGGUCAUGCCUUUCCCCUGCUGGAUGAAUCACUCUUUGAAUGGAAAUUUGAGUAGGAAGACAUAAUGGCUUGGGAACAAAGAGCGCUGCCAGAAUAUCACAGGUGCAGCUGAACAGAGAAGGAUGUUUUGGGAUAUGCCAAGGAAAGCAAACGCCAUGAAUCUGAAGGAGUUGUCAGGCUUCUGUGAUUUAGGGAGCUACCCAAAUCAGCAAGGGUGUUUCUCAUGGAAGCAGACAGGAGGAAGGCAGAGCUCCUGAUUCAGUGCAGCAAUCAGUCCCUUCGUUUUUAAGCAUAGCACUGAAUUCAAAACAAGAUAGGAGCUGCUCGUGUUUUACUAAAGCUCUUGAGACUCAAAACUUACACUCUGCUCAAGCACCUCUCUAGAGUUGAACACAGACUUACACGCUUUCCAAACUGGAGCUAAGAAUACAGAUGCUGGCAUACAAGGAGACACAGAGGGGAUGGGAACCAACACAGUCAGACAAAGCCAGGGGGAUCACACAAAGGACAGGGGAAGCUCUGAGGAUUGGAGAGAGCAGAUAACAUGAAAAAAUCAACUCUCUGCCUCAGAAAGCCCUCCACCAAUGUGAAAUACUGUGAAAUGGAACAAAAGUUGCUCAGCAAAUUACAGCAUUGUGGAGACUAAAGCACUAAUAAGGAGGAAACAAUACAUGGCAGUGACUUGAUAGCAUUGCUAUACUUCAUUUGGAUGUAUAACAAGCAUAAACACUCAUAAAAAACAAGAUGAUUUUAACUAGAUGACCAGGACAGGGUACAACUGAAUCAUAGUUAGGGUAAACGGGGAAAAAAAAGAAGGAAAAAAAAAUAUAUGGAAAUGGUUUGUAUAUAUGUAUGUAUUUAUUUCCAGAAAAUAAAAGAAAGGGGAAAAAAUGAUUAAAGAAAAGAUGUGUAAUAAGCCCCUUGAAUAAUUGUCCAAAAACCAGAAAACUGCUAUAGAUAGAUUUAGAUAGAAAACUAGGAUCUAAUGGUAAUAGAUAUAUGACUAAUAAGCAGAAUUUAAAUGAAAGCUAUUUUAGCUAUUUAAUAUGAAAUAACUGAUACCAACUUACUAUUUCUCUAAAUACAGAAUUCUGGAUCAAAAGAAGUAUCAAAGACAAGACAGUAACCUAAAGGACUCACAGUGGACAACUCGGGGAUCAGGGAAUAUAGGAACCAUUUUCAAGGUAAACAGGGAGAGAGGCAAGAAGCAAAGCUAGAACAUGAAAAGUAAUUAAAAACAUAAAAAUCAGGGAGGACUAAAGUGACAGCUAUAGUAAAAUCAAGAGAUGCAGGGAAGCUUUUCCAGGCCCAAGUGCUUCAGUUGCCUUCACGCAGCUGGAAGGGGGAUUAGCUGAGCCCCAGUCACUACUACUUGCUCUUAGCAGUAGCUUUUCCCUACUGCUGGUGUUACUAGAACCUCACGUUUAUCACCACUGACUCCAAAGAUGCACUGCGUUUUUUUACAGAGUAAUUAUGAAAUAGUUUUUCUGAACAGAAUAAAAAAAUACUGAGAUGGUUUUCCGUGCUCAAUUCAAAAGUUUCGUAUUUCUUCACGUUCAGGAAGAACAACAGCCACGGAACUAAAAUAAAUGGAUUUGAAAAUUCUGUUGACGCAACAAAUAAAAUUUAUAUGCAUAAGUGGAUUCCUCAGAGAGAGCAAAAUUUCAGUGUGUGCAUGGGGAGACCUCACUGGCAAGACAUUGUUUAGGUACACGUCUGUGCUACGUCUGAUGCCUGACAUCGAACCGUAAUAACUUAAUAAAUAACAGCAAUUAAAUCUGCUUUAUGAUGGAGCAAAACAUUAUUUCCUUUCAAAGUGACAUUAGCCUCUAUUAAUCUCCACAGCAUUCUAUAAUAGGUACAAGCAAUAUUCUGCUUGCAUGCAGCUGCCUUCUGUGGGAGACCUGGUGGCACUGCCAUAGCCACCUUCUGGGAGCAGCCCCAUGACUACGGGGGGGGGAGGGCAGCUAAAGAACUUUCACAAAGUAUUUGCUUCUGUAAGGUUUCACUGACUACGUGUGUGUUCCCAGCUCAAAAACACACAGGUCUGUCUGUGUAAAAUGUAAAAAAAAAAAAAAAAAAAAAAAAAAAACUGCUUGUUUUGAAAAAAGUAAAAAAUAAAGCCAGUUUGCUGAUCCCUGAAGAUGCCUCAGCGUUUAGUUACUUUAUACUUCUCCAUCAUACGCAUUUAGUGCUAAUGAUUUGAAUAACAACUUUCCAUAAAUGCUUUCUAAUAGGGUUUGUUUCUAAGUUUAAAUUAACAUUGUGACAGUAAAGAUUUCUGCAGAAUAAGUGUGUAUAGAAGCAUACUACAAUUCACCAGACAUAAAAAUGAUACAUUUUUCUUUUUGACCUUUGCAUUGUGUAAACUCCAUCGUACUAACAACUUCUCUGUUUGUUUCAGAGCAGCUUUUAUUCUCUUCAUUAUGGUUUGAAACAAGAACGUUGCUUUCCCUGAGCUCUGUGAAGCUGAAUUAGAAAGCUUUUUUCCUCCUACCUCCCCUCUGUAGCUUCUCAGAAAACCACCUGGCAAGUAAUUCCAUGGAAAGUUUUGGAAAAAUACCUGGAUCUGAUUAUUCAAAAACCCAAACAGAAAAAAAAAAAAAAAAAAAAAAAAAAAAAAAGCUUUCUAGGUAGUUUGGUCACUCUUCUGGAAAUUCACUAAUUCACACUGAACAAAAAAAAAACCAAUCCUAGUCCUCACUUUGGAUGAUUUAGGUAUAUUAAGCUUCAUGUCUGCAGCUCAAUCUGGACACAUGGUCUGCACUAUCAGCAUGUAAAGCCACCAGGGGCACGUUACUGAUGGGUACUGCUUGCUUACAGUCACUCCAGGACUGGAACUUCAGAAAAGAAUACGUUAAUCUUUGGAAAAAGAACAUUUUGCAUUGUAGAGAUGCAGCACUUAACAUGAUCUUUGCCUGUUUACAGUUGAGGAAAUAGUAUAGUGUUAGGACAACCUUUUUGUGCCUGGUAUUGGAAAUAAAGUAUCUGAAUUAUUAUAUCAGCUGUUGUAUUCUUACUUAGUACCAUGGAGGCAUCCAUGCCUAUUGGACAAGGCAGGGGAGCCGUGCUGUCUGCGAGGCAGCUCUUCAAGGACGGGCCCUGGCACAGGGGACUCUGCAGGAGCAGUUAGGGGUGGGCGGCGCGUGAGCUGCAGAGGAGAUAAGAGGGGAACCCGGUGUGCCAGGCUGAGGUGCAGAACACAGGACUGGACGGAUCAGCUUUCCCUUCCCUCCAGGAGGCCCCAGCUGGCGCACACGUCCUCUGUGUUUAAAUCCCUGCCAGCGCAGACUUCCCAGUACCAGGAAGGCCCCAAGUGUCCCGGUCUACUCUUGACAGAAACCCGACUAAACACAAACAAGAUUGCUCAGUGCCAGAGCUCCCCUUUGGACUUCCCUAAUUCACUGCAGUUACUCUUUAUGCAAAACUAAGAACUGAGCUUUCUCUCUCUUGCAGACGUUCUGACUAGUCAACUUCUCUUCCAGCGUUAUAUAAUAAGUCAAGUACACUCUAAUCAUCACCACGAACACUUCUCACACUGCUGCUUCUCAGUCUAACUAUGCCUAAAUAUAGUUCAACCUCAGCCAGCCAGGUCCCAUUUAGAUUUCCAGUUAUCCAAAACAAAGCUUUAUUCCCAAGCCGUUUUUAUUAAUGAUGAUGCCUUGAUUACCCUGAUAUAUUCCCCAUCCGUCAUGAUGUUUAGAUAAUGAUGUUGGCUUUACUAUCUCUUAGAAACUGGUUAUUCUACAGCAAAUAUAUGUUUCCAAUAAGCAGCUGGCAUUACUGCAAACGAUCGCCUUAAAUGAAAUUAAACUACACAUUGGGAAAUACGAAAAUAUCCCGGCGAGUGAAAGCGUGAUAUUCACGUUUGGCUUUCCAUCAAUUUUAUCAAGAAAAAGCCCUGGGGAAUACAAGCAGUUACUGGCAGUCGCUGGGUUUCAGCAGAGGGCAGUGAGCGCAGCGGUAGGUUCCUAGCGCAGGCUGGAGAAAGGCUGACCUCUGCAGGAUCCUCCGGCCCACAGCGCUGCAUCUGAGGCCGUGAUCAGACAAUAUGCAAGGUGUACUAUUGGCCACUUUCAUCUUUGAGACGUUGAAAUAAAGAAAAUUAAACGCAUGCUCGAUGAUGACAUAGCAAUAUAAAAUAAGCCCGAAAACACGGGCACGUGUUAAUUUAAGGAAUAAAUGUUCAUCUUUGAGAAGUCAGAAAACAAUACUUCAAAGGGCCAAAACUUCAAAGCGCUCCGUAACUUCAAAGCGCUGCACCACUGUUAAUAAACACACAGGACAUGUCUGUGAGGGAGAAAAAAAUUUCCUUUUUUAAUGCUUGUGUAAACAGGGAACAGAGAUUAAGCGAUUUGCCCAAGGACACAUGUAAGCAGCGAACCUGAGACUCUGCAUAUGAACAAAGUGGCUCGAGCCACGUCCCUCAGAGCAGCUACAGCUGGGUUCAAGCAGGCACCUGAUGCUCCCCGAUGGAAAUUCAGCCAGCACAGGCCAAACUGCAGAUCUUUCCUAUCAGUAGCAUCACCUGCCCUUUUUCAGGCCUGCUCUAAACAAUCCCGUUGUUCCGGUAUCCUCCCACAAAGUCAGUGCUGAAUAUGCACAGAUCUAUAUAAACCAUGUUUUUCUAUGUAACCAUACAUUCAUAGAGCUUUAUUAACUGACCCGUGAAGAACUUUGCAAGGGAAAAAACAAUCUCCUUGUGCCUCUCAGACAUCCAAUAAGUGUAAAAGAUAAUACUGAAUGCCAAAGGUCUGCCUGAGUAAAACGAAAUUUUGCCAUUCAGAUUUUCAAUGAAAAGCUUCCUGGUGAUCCGACACACAUGUGGUCUCAUGCACUUAAUUAAAGGAGCAGAGAUGCAGAACCUUAAUAUAUUUCCCUUCUCUAAAACAUUUAUAUGCCAAAUAAGUAGAGUUAAUAAGUUUUAAAGAUAUAAACAAAAAAGCAUACUUCAAAUGGCCAGUUAUUAAUCUCUCAUUAAUCCAUACAACAACCUUCCCAUAUUUGCUUGACAAACGUGAUCCUUGUUUUAACAGAGAAUUUCCUCAUGUCACCUCCACGCAAAGAGCUUUUUAAAAAAUACAUCCAUAAUUGUGAUUUGAAGACUAUGAUCUGCAUCUACUAACGAGCAAUUGGCUGCAUGCUAUUUUCUAAAAGCCUUACACUGGCUCUAAGUAGACCUUGCACACGCACAGUGUUCCGCUGUCCCUCUCCACGGCCAGGGAUGGGUACUGCACCUUUAGUGCCUGCUGGUUUAUGAGCACAAUUUCUGCACAUUAGGAAAUGACUGCCAUGCUAGCAGGUUCUUAAAGAAUAUCACAGUUUAUGGUUUUAAUUUUUUCCAGGAGUUCCAAUUUUCUGUGUGUGCCAUCUAUAAUAAUGAUGCUGCUUAGCACUCACCAUUCUCCGUUGAUAGAACUGAAAACUUACCUCUGAGCGCAGUCAAGUAUUGCUACCUCUAUUUUGCAUUGGAACAAUGACAAUGAAGACAUAAAAAUCCAAUCUGAGCAAACUUUAAGUAAGGGCUAUUACUUUACUCAAGACACCGAUACAUCUGAAGUACUUUGAUGAGUCAGAUCUGAAGACUAAAGAAUUUGCAGGUCACAGGCUGAGUCGUUAGCAGAUUUAGGAACACAAUUCAGUCCUCCUGACUCCUUACAACCAACCACACUUUUCCAUGUUAUGUGUUAACAAGGGUUAACUAAAUGACAGAGGUUUACCCAUUCUUGGUGCAGUGCCCCUCUUUGCAUUUCAGAGGAAUUACUGGGCUUUUAAAUUGGCUGGUCAGUUUGCUGACUUGGUAACUGGCUGGCUUUCAAAACUUAUAUUGAAAGUCUUGCCUUUCCUGGCUAUUUCUUCAAUUAAAAAAAAAAUAAAUUAGAAUAAGUUUUGCAAUCUGGCUUAUAAAAUAGAAUAAGUUUUGCAAUGCAGCUUAUAAAGCCAACUCAUAAAAAAGAAAUAAAUCAAAAAUCUCAUCAGUCACCCUAUGCCUACUGUUAAAGAAAAUACAAGCAAAGGUAGCAGGAUGCAAUAGAAAAGGCAGAGAAGAAAGACGCAGAUGGCAAAAUUUCCAGUUUGCUUUAAUAAGGUGAAGCUGUCAGCUUGACAGCUCAUUUUCCUAGAAUGGUUUGAGCUGGAGGGACCUGAAGGAGCAUCUAGUCCCAACCGCCCGCCGUGCUCAGCUCCAGCUCUUACAGAACUCUGCCAUCUCAAUUUCUCUCUCAAUUGUUUUCCAAAUCUGUAGAUGGUUAUUAUUGUAUCUCCUCCUCUCCGUGAGGGAUUUUAAGACCACUAAGUUAAAUUAAUUUCAGCUAGAUUCAAACUACGCUCACACUGAAGACUAUGCGUACUCACAGAUUGGAAGUCUCAUUUAAUUAUACUUUAAAUGUUUUGUACACACCUUGAUCCACUUCAUGGGAAAGAAUUAUGCUCCAGACAGACAGCAGACACAAGAAUGACAGGCUUAAAGUUAAAUACAGCUCACGGAGCAAAGCCUCAUCUUGGAAAGACUGGAACACUUGUUACAAUCAGCUGCCCUGUACAGUUUAUUUUUAUCUAGAUCUUCAUGUUUUUAUUUCAUUACAUGACGGGGUUUUCACCUACAGGCUGGCAAAGGGUACUCUUUCAUUUAACACUAUACAAGUAUGCAAACAUGGCAACAGUAACCAUGCUGUCCAUUUUCUCUUGUCAGGUCUAAAAGCCUGGACAGCUAGGAACCUACAAAAAACAGCUUGGCCCAGAGGAGCCUGAUAAACCAAUACGUGCUAUUCAAAUAUCAGCUUCACAAAAGCUUUCUUUUCCUCCCUAAAUUUGGGCUAAAAAGCCUGGAUGAAGCCUUCCAAAUGGAAUAUCCUUAUAUAUCGCUGGGUUUUGUUUUGUUAUUGAGCCUCACUUGUUGCUAAGGAAGAGCAGAGAUCAAGGGACUUCGACCAAACCUAAAGGUGAGAGAGUUUUGAUCUCUUUCUCAUUCUUCAAAGAUUUAUUACUGAACUACAAUUAAUGCUGGUUCAGAGUUCUAUAAAAAAAAGAAAAAAAUGCAUGCAGUGAUGUGAUCCAACUUUGCACCUUCAUAUUUAACUUCUAACAUCAAACAAUAGUUCCGUUCUCAUUUUGCUUAUCAAGGUGAGCAUGCAUUCCUCCGGCCUAUUUACCAAUCCAUAUGCAAUAGAAGUCCUAAGAACUAAAAGAGAAGAGCUAGUAGAAGGCAUAAAUGACCCCGACCAUCUUCUGAGCUGCCUCAUAGACAAUGGCAUCUUUGCCCCAGAAAAAAUGAUGGCCAUGAGUUUCUACAGAACACGAACAGAAAAGAACUCUCGAGUUUUAGACAUCCUGAUUUCUCAAGGUGAACGAGCCUGCAGGCUCUUUUUCUAUCCGUGUUUAAAGCAAGUGGAGCCAAAGCUUUAUAACAAGAUGAGGAAAUAUGUCAGUGAAGUAAAUGAAAGCAUCAGAGAUGCCAGAAGACAACUGGUGGGAUACUUACUUGAAAAAGACAAGGUUUGGUUUGAAAAGAGCUGUGAACAGCACCAAGAAAGAGAGAGUCCUCGAAGAAAGAGACAAGAAGGGGCUACUAAGAAGAAAGGAAAAGAAACUCAGCUUUCAAGAGCAGCAAAACCUAGAAAACAUCAUUCUGAUAUUGGCAUCUUUGACGCAGCUGCUAAGGGUUAUCUUUCAGAGUUAGAGAAAACAUUAAAAGAUGAUGAUAUUAAUGCACUAAACUCUUCAAAUGAAACCCUUCUGCAUGUUGCAGCCACUGAGGGGCACCUAACCAUAAUGGAAUACUUGAUCAGCAAAGGUGCUAAGCUGGACGUGACGGACCAGAAAGGAAGAACAGCCCUGCACAGGGCUGCUGAGAAAGGCCAUGGUGAUGCAGCCAAAGUGCUUCUCCACUGGGGUGCUCACAUGUACAGUUUGGAUAAAGAAGGCAAGACGCCACUUCAUUUGGCUGCACAGAAUAACCACAGUCACAUACUGAAGAUGUUCCUGAGAGAAGAGGCAAGAAGCAAUGGGAACAAGCGCAGCUUUUUGCACAUGGCAGCUCUUAAAGAUGAAAGCAGCCUGGCAAAAAUGCUUUUAAAGAGUGGUGCCUCCAUCGAUGGGAAGGACAAGAGAGGACAGACUGCUCUCAGUUAUGCUGUUUCUCAGGGCUUUGAAGACACUGCAAAAGUACUGCUGGAAGCUGGAGCCAGUGUUGAUUCCAGCGUGGCCGAAAGAGCCUUCAACAGCAACCACCCAUCCAUCUUCAAAAUACUGCUAGAAUAUUCUAAAGAUCUGCCAUCGAACGUAAUGAAGUCAGCUCUUUUUAAAGCUGUACAGAAAAAUCUGCAUGCUACUGUAGCAGCUUUAGUUGACAGAGGUACAGAUAUAAAUGCCUACAAUGAAAUGCAGUACACUCCUUUACUCCUGGCAUGUGAAACAGACAAGGCUGAAUCUGCACAAGUUCUAAUUGAAAAGGGAGCAAACUUGGGAAUAAAGACCCCCGCUUCAGACACAGCUUUGCACUUGGCAGUUCGGGCUGGGGCUGUCUCCAUCACAAAUCUGCUUCUGCGCAAAGGGAUGGAGGCCAAUGCGACCAAUCAGGGCGAUGAAACCCCACUCCAUGUUGCUGCACUGCACAACAAAGGAGCAUUAGUUGGCCCGUUAGUCAACGCCGGGGCCAAAAUUAAUGCUGUCACUAAAGAGCUUGUUACUCCCUUGCAUACUGCAAGUCAAAGAGGUAACGCUGAUGUUGCCCAGCAGCUGUUGCACCACAAAGCCAACGUUAAUGCAAAGGAUAAGCAGUCAAAAUCACCUUUACAUUUUGCUUCGGAAAGGGGAGACAAAACAAUGGUAGAGAUGCUUCUGAAUGCUAAUGCUGACCCCAAUGCACAAGACAAGGAGAAAAAGACGCCCCUGCAUGCUGCAGCUCUGCGAGGCCAUCUCAGUAUUGUUCAAGUUCUGCUAGCUAAAAAAGGCAGACUCAGAGAUAAGGACAUGGAUGGAUGUACUCCUUUGCACUAUGCAGCCGUCAAAGGAAACACAGAGGUUGUAAAAAUUCUACUGACAUCAGGGAAAAAUAAGAAUAUUGAUGACAGAAAUGUUUGGAGGAAGACUGCACUGCAUAUUGCAGCGGAAUAUGGGCACAGUGAGUUGAUAAACCUAUUACUAAGCUAUGGGGCAGCCAUUAAUGCUAUAGACAACAAUAAGGAUACUCCGUUGCAUUGUGCUUGCAAGGCCGGUCACUUACAUGCUGUAAAUUCCCUCACCAACUGGUCACAAGGAGAAAAAGCCAAUUUACUAGCAGCUAACAGCCUCAGAAAGACCCCACUGCAAGUAGCAGAGUUUAACAAAACAGAAAAUCAGGCUCAAAUUGUCACUCUUUUGAAAAAGAAAAUGCUGAUGAUAAAAUAAAUAUGUAAAGGAAACAUUCA